Molecule: messenger RNA, 627 nt
Organism: Populus euphratica (Euphrates poplar)
Lineage: Eukaryota; Viridiplantae; Streptophyta; Magnoliopsida; Malpighiales; Salicaceae
Product: probable glycosyltransferase At3g42180
Exons: 3
Molecular function (GO): glycosyltransferase activity
Source: RefSeq, a predicted model, not a curated record
AGUCGGCCUGCCAUACUUGACGCUUAUGAAAAUGAACUGUAUGGGAGUAAAUUUUGCAUUUGUCCUCGGGGGAAUAAUCAUGUCGGUGGUGUUUGCUUAACGGAGUCGAUGACUUUUGGAUGUGUACCUGUUAUCUUGCACGACUACUAUGACUUUCCAUUCAAUGACGUUCUUGACUGGAAUAAUUUCUCUGUAAUUCUCAAAGAGGAACAUGUUCCCGAUCUAGAGAAAAUUCUUAAGGGAAUACCAAAAGAAAAGUACAAGAAAAUGCAUCGAAAUCUUCUUCAGGUUAGGAAGCACUUCCAAUGGAAUUCUCUUCCUGUCAAGUAUGAUUUGUUUCGCAUGAUUAUGUAUGAGCUUUGGCUGCGCCGCCACAUCAUUAAGUAUUGAACUGCUGGAAGAAGUUUCAACUUGUACCUUACAUGUGCUUUGAUAUCACUGCGUAAUCCUGAACAGCAAACACUAGAACAUUUUCCCCAGAUUGUUGUUUUCUGAAGUUAAAAGCACAUAGCAUUACUUGAUUUUCCUGUUCUGUAAAAUGUAAAAUGCUUGAACUUAAUGCAAUAUAUCGGCUGUGAGGCUUUCAUAUAUGAAGCUAUCGUCAUAUUUUGUUCCUCAAAUGUAUGC